This is a messenger RNA of Vicia faba (fava bean), 1563 nucleotides long. NCBI's taxonomy places the organism in Eukaryota, Viridiplantae, Streptophyta, Magnoliopsida, Fabales, Fabaceae. The record is from the annotation of a GenBank genome assembly.
AUGUUUCUCAACAACAUUGGUGCAUCAUUUAGUUUCAUCCAACCACCACGACCCGACCCGAAACAUGAAACCCGAAUCAUCUUUCAUUGCCGGCGUGAUCCUCCACCGUCUCCGGCGAAAGUACAUUGGAAAAAGAGAAACGUAAAGCCACAAUCUAUAUGCACCGCCGAUGAGCUUCACCGUGUCACUGUUCCAAACUCCGAUUGGAAACUUGCUCUUUGGCGCUACCUUCCUUCUCACAAGGCUCCUUUGAGGAAUCAUCCGCUUUUGUUGUUAUCAGGGGUGGCUACGAAUGCUAUUGGCUAUGAUCUUUCUCCUGAGUCUUCAUUUGCUCGGUACAUGUCGGCACAAGGAUUUGAUACAUGGACUCUUGAGGUUCGAGGUGCAGGGUUGAGCACAUAUGGAAACAACUUGGAAAAAGAUGAGGAGCGUCUCACGAAUUCGUCUGAGAUUGAUUCUGCAAUUAAUGACAGUAAAAGUAGUGCUUUUGAAAGAGCAUUGGAAUUUAAGAAGCCGGGCGCUUCCUUUGAUUCAGAAGCUAAAUUUGAUGAAUCACGGCCAAUGGCGAGGUUGAUGGAGGUUCUUACAGGGAUGUCUGAAAGGCUUUUAAGCUUUCUCAGUAGCGAUUUGUCGAAAGGGAGACCCAACUCUGCAAUUGUUAGUCAGAUCAAGGAUUUCAAUCGGAGACUUCAAACCCUGAUCAAAGGUCAACAAAUUUUCCCACAGCAGAUUUUAGAGUUGCCGGACCGUUUUACUAGCACUUUAGAAGAAUUUCAGAAACAGCUUGAGUUGAUUGUCAAAUAUGAUUGGGACUUUGAUCAUUAUCUUGAAGAGGAUGUACCUGCCGCGAUGGAGUAUAUAAAGGCUCAAUGCCAACCAAGAGAUGGAAAAUUGCUGGCGAUUGGUCACUCAAUGGGGGGUAUCUUGUUGUAUGCAAUGCUCUCGCGUUGUUGUUUUGAUGGAAAGGAUUCUGCGUUCGCAUCAGUUGUUACGUUGGCAUCAUCGCUUGACUAUACACCUUCAAGAUCAUCUCUCAAAUGGCUCUUACCACUGGCAAAACCUGUUCAAGCUUUAAACGUUCCAGUUAUUCCAGUUGGACCACUGAUUGCUUCUGCAUACCCUCUUGCGAUAAAUCCUCCGUAUGUUUUAUCUUGGCUAAAUUCUCAGAUUUCAGCUCAAGACAUGAUGGAUCAAAAAUUGUUUGAGAAACUUGUUUUGAAUAACUUCUGUACCGUGCCUUCUAAGCUUAUCUUGCAGUUAAAAACAGUCUUACAGAACGGCGGUUUACGCGACAGGAGUGGAACGUUCUUCUACAAGGAUCAUCUCUGCAAAACUAAAGUUCCUGUUUUAGCAAUUGCUGGUGACCAAGACUUAAUCUGUCCCCCAGAAGCUGUAUAUGCAGAAACGGUGAAGCUUAUUCCUGAGGAACUGGUUACAUACAAAGUGUUUGGGGAGUUUGGAGGUCCACACUAUGCCCAUUAUGACUUAGUGGGUGGUCGAUCAGCAGCAGAUCAACUGUAUCCAUGUAUAAUCGAAUUCCUCGUUCAUCAUGACUUGGCUUAA